CUCUCGCAGUUCCUUCCCAGGAUCUCCUCCCUGCGGCACGGCGGCGGCUCUUUCGGCUGAGGCUCGGGUUUCCCCUGACCGCGUGGAAGCGGCUCCUAGGGCACCAGGCCACUCGGGUCAUUCGGAUCCUCAGGGCUGUCGGAUCCGGGACCAGGAAGGAAUUCUACGAGACGCACGCUUGUCCUCCGCUCUCUAAGAUUUUUAACGAAGAAAAGUUUCUCCAGGGAUCCCCGUCUCUACUUUCUGAGUCCUCAGCAGCCCCGGGGACCGUGGGUAGAAGGCGAGAGAUGUGCUAUGUGAACUAGAAUUUAGGGGCUGCCAGGCUCCGCCUGCUUUCCCCCCGUCUCUCUGCUGGUUUCGGAGGAGGGGCUCCUAUUCAUUUCGUUUUUAUUUUAGUCACUCUGCCGCAGACCUUCCUUGGAGGCUGCUUCUCAGAAGCCUGGACCCGGAGGGGCCCCCUGUCGCUGGCAGAGGGCGGAGGAGUUAAAGGCAUUAACCCCUCCCAGUCCCUUCCUAGAGGAGCCACCCAGCCUCGGCGGGGCGCUCAGAGACUCCGCUCUGCAGAGUGGUGCGGGCAGCGGCAGGCAGGGCUGGCCAUUGGCGUGCACCGCUGCGGAGGGAGGGGGCCCCAGGGCAGAGAACUUUGCGAGUGAGCUGGUCGCCGUCAUUCGAGGACAGCAGCAAGAUGCGGACCGCACGGUGUAGACCCAGAGCCCUGCGGACGCGGCUUCGUCCGGCUUGAGAGAGGCUGCUGUUUCGGAGGCCCUCUCCAGCCAAGGAAAAGCUACACAAAAAGCUUUGGAUUGCUCACUGACAGGGCCCUGCUGUAUCUGAAGGACCGCUCAACCUCGCCCUCUAGCGUUCGUCUGGAGAAGCACCACCCCGGGCUCCUGGGGACACACUGCGGCUAUGGUGUCCACCAGCGUCCCGGUGGUUAAGCCCCUCCUCCGUAGCUCUGUCUCCGACUAUGGCAACUAUGAUAUCAUAGUGCGGCAUUAUAACUACACAGGCAAGUUGAACAUCGGGGUGGAGAAGGACCAUGGCAUUAAGCUGACUUCAGUUGUCUUCAUUCUCAUCUGCUGCUUCAUAAUCCUAGAGAAUGUAUUUGUCUUGCUAACUAUUUGGAAAACCAAGAAGUUCCAUCGGCCCAUGUACUAUUUCAUCGGCAACCUGGCCCUCUCGGACCUGUUUGCAGGAGUGGCUUACAUAGUUAACCUGCUGUUGUCUGGGGCCACCACCUACAAGCUCACCCCCGCCCAGUGGUUUGUGCGGGAAGGGAGUAUGUUUGUGGCUCUGUCUGCCUCGGUGUUCAGCCUACUUGCCAUUGCCAUCGAGCGCUACAUCACCAUGCUGAAGAUGAAACUACACAACGGGAGCAACAGCUCACGCUCCUUCCUGCUCAUCAGCGCCUGCUGGGUCAUCUCCCUCAUCCUGGGUGGCCUGCCCAUCAUGGGCUGGAACUGCAUCAGCUCGCUGUCCAGCUGCUCCACCGUGCUCCCGCUCUACCACAAGCACUAUAUUCUCUUCUGCACCACCAUCUUCACUCUGCUCCUGCUGUCCAUCGUCAUCCUCUACUGCAGGAUCUACUCCUUGGUCAGGACUCGAAGCCGCCGCCUGACCUUCCGAAAGAACAUUUCCAAGGCCAGCCGCAGUUCGGAGAAGUCGCUGGCCUUACUGAAGACUGUCAUCAUUGUUCUGAGUGUCUUCAUUGCCUGCUGGGCCCCUCUCUUCAUCCUACUGUUGCUGGAUGUGGGCUGCAAGGCGAAGACCUGCAGCAUCCUGUACAAAGCAGAGUAUUUCCUGGUUCUGGCUGUGCUGAACUCAGGUACCAACCCCAUCAUUUACACUCUGACCAACAAGGAGAUGCGCAGGGCCUUCAUCCGGAUCAUGUCCUGUUGCAAAUGCCCCAACGGAGACUCCACUGGCAAAUUCAAACGGCCCAUCAUCCCAGGCAUGGAAUUUAGCCGCAGCAAAUCAGACAACUCCUCCCACCCUCAGAAGGAUGACGGGGACAACCCAGAGACCAUUAUGUCCUCUGGAAAUGUCAACUCUUCCUCCUAAGACUGGAAGCUGUUGAUACUGGGGAAGCAUUCUGACUUGGUCACUCACUACCCCAGAACUUAAAAAAAUGGCUCUCAUUCCCCCACUGCUGCCUGGAAGGAGCUACUGGGAGCCUGAGAGAGGGAGGGAAGGGAGAAUGUGUGACCGGGUGAUGCCAUGGUGUAGGUAGUAGUUCUUGUGAACAAUGCACUGGGAAGGGUGGAGAUAAGGUCUGGCCUCCAGUGGGUUUCCUGCCCUCCCCCAUACCCUGGAGCUUUGAUUUUGCACUGAGCCAAAGGUCUAGCAUUGUCAAGCUCCUGAAGGGAUCAUCUGACCCCUUCUCAAAGACUAAGGUCCCAUGAGAAAGUGUCCCUGGAGUUUUUGCGAUGUCAUCUUUCACUGUAAAGGCAAAGUGAGUAUGUGUCCUUCAGCUUGGUAGGGUGGCAUGCAUGCCCCGCUCUCCGGCUCCUUCUCACCCCCUCUCUCCUUCCCACCCCUUCUCCAAAUUCUUUUCUUUUAUUUCUUGUCUGUUCUUCAGAAGGAGGCUCUACAGGGCUGUACUUCUUGAUUGUCCGAAACUGGCAGGCUGGUAACUUGUAAGGCUGUUUGCUGAGGCCAAAGUUUCCAUGUAUAAUGGGUCAAGUUGGUGGUGAUUUGGUAGGCCAUCUUUAGUAUGAAAACAUUUUCUUUAUUCAUCACAAAUUCCUUAUUCCCAUUACAAGCACGAUAGACUUGUGUUUGUAAUGGGAAUAAUGAAGACUACUUUAUUUGAAUUGUGUCAGGCAGAAUUGUAGAAAAAAACAGGAGAAAAACAGCAGAAUAAGGUGAACGGUGGUAUUAACUUUUAAAAACCAAGAGUGACUUCUUGAUGUCUUUCCUCUAACAAAUACAAUGUCUUUGGCACUUUUAUUGAUUAUUUUGGAGUGUUGUGUGAAAUCCAUUUCAAACAACUGGGGGAUGGUUUUAUCUUGUUUAAAAUACAAUUUAUGGUUUUUGAAUGUAUUUGCUUCUUUGGGGCCAUCUUAUUGAGUUUUUUCCUAACCUGUGUUAACACCAUUGAAUGUGUAGUCCUUAAGAAAGUGUCACCCUUUUGUACCGGAAAAGCAUUACUUUAACUGACAGGGGACAUCAGGAAUUCUUCAUUUCGGCUGUCAUUAGAUAUGGAUGGAGGGUGUAAAUGUUACAGAGAAUAAAGUAUAUUACUGUCUCUUUAGUAUGGUUUUCAGUGCAAUUAAACAAAGAAAUGUCUUUUUUAAAAAAAUAGUAUUUAAUAGGUUUCUGACUUUUGUGGAUCAUUUUGCACAUAGCUUUAUCAACUUUUAAACAUUAAUAAACUGAUUUUUUUAAAGA
Messenger RNA from Mesocricetus auratus (golden hamster), 3390 nucleotides. It is a transcript of the gene S1pr1, whose product is annotated as sphingosine-1-phosphate receptor 1. Gene Ontology annotation, molecular function: sphingosine-1-phosphate receptor activity. Gene Ontology annotation, biological process: sphingosine-1-phosphate receptor signaling pathway; angiogenesis. The record is from RefSeq and is a predicted model, not a curated record. Lineage: Eukaryota; Metazoa; Chordata; Mammalia; Rodentia; Cricetidae. Gene Ontology annotation, cellular component: membrane. The coding region runs from base 910 to 2061 and encodes 383 amino acids. The transcript is spliced from 2 exons.